AUGGUGGGCGAUUUCAACUCCAGAGUAGGGAAAGCUUCCAGUAGAGGACAGGCGAUCGGGCAGCACGGAGAAGACAAAGUGAAUGACAAUGGAGUGAGGAUGCUCGAAUUCUUGGGAAGCAACGAGCUGAUGGUGUUGAACGGUAGGAGGGCAUGCGAUAAGCCGGAGUUUAUCAGGCAACGGGUAGUUUGCAAUGAACACUCGAUCCUCGACUACAUCCUGGUAGAUAGGGGGAGCACACAGAUCCCAGAGCUGCACGUAGACGUACAAGCAGCGGGGGACAGGGUGAUUGAAGGGUGGGAGUCCACAGUGAACACAACGGCAGAGAGAGUAGUGGGAAAGGAGGAGGUGAAGGGACUAGUGAAAAAGAAGAGCAAGUGCAUUUGGGACGAAGUAGUGCAGAAGGCCAACGGAACCCUGGAGGGAAACGUCAAGCAGAUGUGGGAAGGGAUUAGUGGCUUGGUAAAAAAGACCGCGCAAGGGGGGGAUACAGGGGUAGCAACUUUGCGAGGUGUGAACGGUGGAUUAGUCAGCAGUGGGAAGGGAAAAAGGGAAGUUCUAGCAGGACACUACAAGAGACUUGGAGUGCCCUCGGAGAAUGAAGCUUUUGACCGAGUGUUUAAGAAGGUGGACGCAUGGGGCCAGAAAAAGGAAGAAGAGACAUCGAAGGCAGACGUUGGGAACGUAGAACUAGAAAAGGAGUUCACUGAGGACGAGGUUGAGGCGUGUGUGAACAAGCUGAAGUGCCACAAAGCAGCAGGAGCGGAUGGGAUAGUCAACGAGUUCAUGAAGUUUGGGGGGAAGGGGAUGAUCCAGCUGAUGGUACUGCUGUUCCGAACGAAGUGGGGGUGCGUAGACCACGCAUUCACGGUAGGGAGAAUCAUCCAAGGUAGAAAGAGGGCGGGAAAGCCAACGUGCAGCUUCGUUCUGGACGUGAAAAAGGCAUACGAUACCGUAUGGAAAAAUGGGCUAUGGAAACAACUGUCUAAAUACGGAAUCAAGGGGAAAAUGUGGAGAGUGCUGAAGAAGAUGACAACGUGUACGAAAAGCGCGGUCAUGCUAGACGGAGAACUGCCUACAUUCUUCGACAUUGAGCAGGGGGUCCUACAGCACGCUGUCCCCAACAAUGUUCCAGAUGGGAGUGGGGGGGUCGAGGAGCUUGCAGUGGUGGACCAGUACACAUACCUCGGAGUAGAGAUCGCAAAAGACUGCUCGUGGAAUGCACACAUGUCCAAUGUAGCGGAAUGGGGCAAAGCACGAGCAGGGAAGCUGUACCCAUUAAUCGCAAACCGGCACCUCGAUACACGCAUCAAAUUGACGGUUUUGAAGAGCGUAAUCGUACCGCCGCUAGAGUACGCCGGAGAAGGCAGAACUGGGGAUCCAAUCCCAACGGUCGGGAAGAGACGCGAGGAAGCUGACACUGCAUGGCAGUAUCGCAUGUGCGGGAUGGGAGAGGAUAGGAUGCCGAGAAAUGUAUGCGACGCGAAAUGGACAAACAAAAAGAAGGGUAGACAACCCACGGAAUGGGUCAAGGUUGUAGAGGACGUAUGGAAGGGGCUCGACAUCGACGAAGAUGAAACGCUGGAAACGGAGGGUCUACAGGGGGGGAUUACACUAUUGAACACAGUAGGAAGAGUGUUCUGUAAGCUGCUGAACGAUAGGAUAGUGCGAGUAUUGGAUGAGGAACGUAUGAAAGGUGAGGGCCACGCAGGUUUCCGAAAGAAGAGAGGGUGCGUAGACCACGCGUUUACGGUAGGGAGAAUCAUCCAAGGUAGAAAGAGCGAGGGGAAGCCGACCUACUGCUUCUUCCUGGACGUGAAAAAGGCAUACGAUAUAGAUUGGAGGAAUGGGCUGUGGAAGCAACUGUCUAAAUACGGAAUCAAGGUGGUCCCACAAGGUUGCACUUUGUGCCCAACAUUGUUCCAGGUGUUCAUCAACGAUCUGUUGGAAGUCGUAGAAGCAGUGGAGAAGGGAGUAGUGGUAAAGGAAAGCACGGUGUCGGGAAUGAUGUUUGCGGGUGAUUUUGUUGGGUUGUCUGACACCCCUGAGGGACUGCAAACGCAAAUUGACGCGGCGAAAGCAGAUCGCAAAAGACUGCUCGUGGAAUGCACACACAUGUCCAAUGUAGCGGAAAGGGGCAAAGCACGAGCAGGGAAGCUGCACCCAGUACUCGCAAACCGGCACCUCGAUACACGCAUCAAAUUGACGGUUAUGAAGAGCGUAAUCGUACCGCCGCUAGAGUACGCCGGAGAAAUGAAAGCAGCGAAAGUCAUCCUAGGAUGCUCCAAGCGCACAAGUAAUGCAGCCGUCAGGGCAGAACUGGGGAUCCAAUCCCAACGAUCGGGAAGUGACGCAAGGAAGCUGACAUGGCAGUAUCGCAUGUGCGGCACGGGAGAGGGGAGGUUGCCGAGAAUAGCCUAA
Molecule: messenger RNA, 2421 nt
Organism: Ectocarpus sp. CCAP 1310/34
Lineage: Eukaryota; Phaeophyceae; Ectocarpales; Ectocarpaceae
Source: the annotation of a GenBank genome assembly